Molecule: messenger RNA, 1017 nt
Organism: Eruca vesicaria subsp. sativa (arugula)
Lineage: Eukaryota; Viridiplantae; Streptophyta; Magnoliopsida; Brassicales; Brassicaceae
Source: the annotation of a GenBank genome assembly
UCAUCCUUUAAAUACCCUCAACUUCUUUCCUCCAUUACAAACCAAUCUUACAAGUGUAAGACAAGCAAAAGAAGAAGAACAAAAAUAUCAUUUCCUCUAGAAAAUAAAUAUCAAAAAUGGAAGCUUCUAUCCCAAAGAGAGACUUAUACACAGAAAUGGAACAAAACGCUCAAGUCGCAGCCAAGAGGCUUUGGAAAGUCGUGAGGAUCGUGUUCUGCGUUUUGAAAACCGGUACGGUCAAAAGCAAGCUCAUGCUUGACUUAAACCUAAUGCUCAAGAGAGGCAACAAAGCCAUCACUAACCUCCGCCGCCGUCGUUCUAGCUUCACCGGCGGUGCUGACGUUACCUCCUCCGCACGCGUCCGUGACUACGAGUUCAGCUGCAGCAACACCCCAGCGAAUGACCCUUUUGCGUAUAUGUGCAAACGCAAACGCCGCGUCCACGGCGGUUGUGACAAUGAAGACGCUGUGACGGAAGCGGUUAAGAAGGUUUUUGAGUUGUUGGGAGAAAAUGAUACAAGUGCGGCCGCGGCUGGAGAGUCGCCAAAAGUGGCGUUUCCGGCGGUGAGGCAGCUUAGAGUGACGGAUUCGCCGUUUCCGUUAGAGGACGGUGGAGACCAUGAUCACGUGGUGGAUAAAGCGGCGGAAGAGUUUAUAAAAAAGUUUUAUAAGAAUCUUAAGUUGCAAAAGAAGAUGGGGAACGCGUUAGAGUCGCCAUUCCACGACGGAUGGGUUAGGUGAUACGUGCGUUUAGAGACCAACGCGGUUGCUUGAGACAUAUAUGAAAUAAUAUGGGAAAUAUUGGGUGGAACGUGCGGUGAUUUUCAAGUUUUCUUUUCAGAUAUAUUCCCUUCGAGUGUUGUUGUAUACUUGAAUUUGACUUAUGUUUAUCUCUUCGGUAGAAGAUGUAAACAUGACUAUGUAAAUAUUUUCUUAUCAUAGUGAAAAAAAUACUAUAUUAGUGGGUUUAUCAAAUCCAUAUUAUAACGUCCUAUCUUUGGUAAAUUAUAACACGUAC